AUGCCGGAAAUUGUGAACCCGUCUCCUGAAUUUCUCGCUGAGCAAGAAAAACGACUAAGAGAAUGGGAGGAGGAAAAUUACAAACAAUUAAAAGACUAUUUCGACAAAAAGGAUGAUCCCCUCGGCGAUGACUCCGAGCAGGUCAAGGCGAUCGUCUCGGGGGUUCUCACCAUCGCGGCGUUGGCAGUUUACUUGACCGGACCGGCGGGCACAGCCAUCGGAGUCGCCCUGUCCACCAGCGCGGCCAUCGCAACCGCAUUCCAAAAACCUAAGGCAAACGACGAUGUCAAUACGGUCCUGGAAUCCAUUAAAACCCUCCAGAAGAAUGAGAAGAUCAUGAAACAUAUGGGCGCCACCGACGCAUUUUAUAAAUGGGUCAGGGAUAAUCAACAUAUCCUGAAUUCAGUGGAGCAUCACCAGGAAGCUUCCAUGAAGGUGGGUGAUGAAUUAGUAGCCUGGUGUGAAACUUCUGGGAGGAAUAUGCUGAUCAGGGAAUAG
Molecule: messenger RNA, 498 nt
Organism: Penicillium maclennaniae
Lineage: Eukaryota; Fungi; Ascomycota; Eurotiomycetes; Eurotiales; Aspergillaceae
Exons: 1
Coding region: 1-498 (165 amino acids)
Source: RefSeq, a predicted model, not a curated record